This is a messenger RNA of Mesorhabditis spiculigera, 1098 nucleotides long. The record is from the annotation of a GenBank genome assembly. Lineage: Eukaryota; Metazoa; Nematoda; Chromadorea; Rhabditida; Rhabditidae.
AUGCUCAGGCUCCGCGCGCUCCGCCCUGUAGAGCGGGUAAAGCGCGAGUGGCCGUUUCCGGUCAUCAACGAUGUUUAUCCCGGGUGCUGCCUGCAGGCUCUGCCCAUCAACUACCCAUUCGAGGAUAUGCGACGCUCAAGGGCCAAUCAUCCGGCAGAGUUCUUUCAACCUGUUUCGUACCGCAUCUGGCUCCAAAUCAGGCGGAAGGGUUCCCGCUUCUACGACCAUAUGCGCCAGCGAAUGGGAGCGAAAAAGCAUUUCAUUGAUGUGGAGCUCGAUAAGUGCCGAAGAUUUGGGGACAACGCGUACUCGAUGAGGCUGGGGUUCGAUGAGAAACGUCCGCGUGGGCGGCCAAAGAACGUGAAAAUUUCCCUGAAUCGUCCAAUUCGCGUCGGAAGUCUGUACUAUUUGGAUGACAAGCCACGCUUUGCCGAUUCAGCUGAGCGCAUGCUGAAUUUCCACUCCCAGUUGAUGUGGAUGUUUAGACGGACGAUUCUAUCAAGAGCUACUCAUUUGUCGAGAAUGCUGGAGAAUUCCGUCCUGGUUUUCGGGCACGUCACCAUUACCCCUCUGGACCAUCUUAUAGUCAAAUCGUCUCCGGUGGCUACGAAUCACCGCAUCUUGAAUAUGAUGAGGCUCAGCUUGAAUCAGAUAUGUAAAUACUUCACGCAUGACAACCAGGAAAUUGACAUCUAUGGAGCGCCGAUGGAUGAUUACGGACAAGAUUUGGCCACGCAUUCCGGCGUGGAUUAUGGUACUGAAUACAUCACUGGGGAUGCUGUUAACCAUCUGCCCGUUGUGGAAGAUGUCGAGGUGAAAAGACGCUGCCCUUCGAGCCAACAAAGCCGCAACCGAUCGCACAUUGAAUUUUUGGAACUGUACUACGUCAAUGGUUCCGGCAAGACGACGUUUGUUCGCGUUGGGGCCCCUCCCUUAAGCCAAAACCCAAUGACUCAACAUGCCGAGGAGCCGCCGGUGGUGUUACUGACAAAGGCGGGAUAUGCAAAGCCACCUCGUCGAACGAUCCGGAUUCUGAAAAGGCUGCUGAACAAACAGUCCGUUACCGUAUUGAUUUACUGGGAGAUCUUCAAAUGUAUC